CUCCCGAGCAGUGGCUGUGGUGGUGGUGGUGGCGGCGGCAGCGGCGGCAGCCUCAGCUCCUGCUCCCCGUGCCGCCGGCCCCAGCGCUGUCUCCCGGGCCCCCUAGGGCCCCCGGGCCCUCAAGCCCGGUGCGCGCCCUCGCGUCCCGCCGGCCCCCUCCCCCGGCUGGGCCCGGGGGAGGGUGGCGCCGUGAGAGAGCGGGGACAGGGCUCUCCUGCCCGUUCCCCUGCCCCUGGGCCGCCAGGAUGGAGGCGGGGUCGGGGCCCCCGGGCGGCCCGGGAUCCGAGAGCCCAAAUCGGGCCGUGGAGUACCUGCUGGAGCUGAACAACAUCAUCGAGAGCCAGCAGCAGCUGCUGGAAACCCAGCGGCGGCGCAUCGAGGAGCUGGAGGGCCAGCUGGACCAGCUCACCCAGGAGAACCGCGACCUGCGAGAGGAGAGCCAGCUGCACCGCGGGGAGCUGCACCGGGACCCCCACGGCGCGCGGGAUAGCCCGGGCCGCGAGAGCCAGUACCAGAACCUGCGCGAGACCCAGUUCCACCACCGCGAGCUGCGGGAGAGCCAGUUCCACCAGGCGGCCCGGGACGUGGGCUACCCGAACCGGGAAGGCGCCUACCAGAAUCGGGAGGCUGUGUAUCGGGACAAGGAGCGGGACGCCUCCUACCCGCUCCAGGACACUACCGGUUACACAGCCCGCGAGCGUGACGUGGCCCAGUGCCACCUGCACCACGAGAACCCAGCCCUGGGUCGCGAGCGUGGCGGGCGGGAGGCCGGGCCGGCGCACCCGGGCCGCGAGAAGGAAGCGGGCUAUUCGGCGGCGGUGGGCGUGGGGCCGCGGCCACCGCGGGAGCGGGGCCAGCUGAGCCGUGGCGCAUCCAGGAGCUCCAGUCCCGGCGCCGGCGGAGGCCACAGCACCAGUACCAGCACCAGCCCGGCCACGACCCUCCAGAGAAAAUCUGAUGGUGAGAAUUCCAGAACAGUCAGGUCCACAGCGUCUCAUACUCUACACCAGUAUUGCUGUCCUACUCAGGUCCUUGACUCCAUGAAGCUUACCCCCUCAGGCAGGCUGGCAGAGAGCAGUGUGGAGGGUGAUGCCCCAGGCAGUGACCUGAGCACAGCGGUUGAUAGUCCUGGGAGCCAACCCCCCUACCGGCUGAGCCAGCUGCCCCCCUCCAGCAGCCACAUGGGGGGCCCCCCUGCUGGAGUGGGCCUUCCCUGGGCUCAGCGGGCACGCCUCCAGCCAGCCAGUGUCGCCCUGAGGAAGCAGGAGGAGGAGGAGAUAAAGCGCUCCAAGGCCCUAUCGGACAGCUAUGAACUCUCCACAGACCUGCAGGACAAGAAGGUGGAAAUGCUGGAGAGGAAGUAUGGGGGCUCCUUCCUGAGCCGCAGGGCUGCCAGGACCAUCCAGACAGCCUUCCGCCAGUACCGCAUGAACAAGAACUUUGAGCGGCUACGCAGCUCAGCCUCAGAGAGCCGCAUGUCCCGCCGCAUCAUCCUUUCCAACAUGCGGAUGCAGUUCUCCUUUGAGGAGUAUGAGAAGGCACAGAACCCCGCGUACUUCGAGGGCAAGCCUGCCUCGCUGGACGAGGGUGCCAUGGCUGGUGCCCGGAGCCACCGGCUUGAACGGGGGCUCCCAUAUGGAGGCUCCUGUGGUGGGGGCAUCGAUGGUGGUGGAAGCUCCGUCACCACAUCUGGAGAGUUUUCUAAUGACAUCACAGAACUUGAGGACUCCUUCUCCAAACAGGUAAAGUCUCUGGCUGAAUCCAUCGACGAAGCCCUGAACUGCCACCCGUCAGGGCCCAUGUCUGAGGAGCCAGGGUCAGCCCAGCUGGAGAAGCGGGAGUCAAAGGAACAGCAAGAGGACAGCUCAGCCACAUCCUUCAGUGAUCUUCCCCUCUACCUGGAUGACACAGUUCCCCAACAAUCCCCUGAGCGACUGCCCAGCACAGAACCCCCACCCCAGGGCCGGCCCGAGUUCUGGGCGCCAGCCCCUCUCCCGCCAGUUCCUCCACCAGUGCCAUCAGGAACCCGGGAAGACGGUAGCCGUGAGGAAGGCACUCGCAGGGGUCCCGGGUGCUUGGAGUGCCGGGAUUUCCGGCUGCGGGCUGCCCACCUUCCCCUGCUUACCAUUGAGCCUCCUAGUGACAGCUCCGUGGACCUGAGUGACCGCUCAGAUCGCGGCUCUGUCCACCGCCAGCUGGUGUAUGAGGCUGAUGGCUGCAGCCCCCAUGGGACCCUGAAGCACAAGGGGCCACCAGGCAGGGCCCCGAUCCCACACCGCCACUACCCAGCCCCUGAAGGCCCAGCCCCAGCCCCACCAGGGCCCCUGCCACCAGCCCCCAACAGUGGCACUGGGCCCAGUGGUGUGGCUGGGGGUCGGAGGUUGGGGAAGUGCGAGGCAGCAGGCGAGAACUCUGAUGGUGGAGAUAACGAGAGCCUUGAGAGCUCCAGCAAUUCCAAUGAGACCAUCAACUGCAGCUCCGGCUCCUCUUCUCGGGACAGUCUAAGGGAGCCUCCGGCUACCGGCCUGUGCAAGCAGACUUACCAGCGGGAGACAAGGCAUAGCUGGGACUCGCCAGCUUUCAACAAUGAUGUGGUCCAGAGGCGGCACUACCGAAUCGGCCUCAACCUCUUCAACAAGAAGCCAGAGAAGGGUAUCCAGUAUCUGAUCGAGCGGGGCUUCCUGUCAGACACACCGGUGGGAGUGGCUCACUUCAUCCUGGAGCGGAAAGGCCUCAGCCGGCAGAUGAUAGGGGAAUUCCUAGGGAACCGGCAGAAGCAGUUCAACAGAGACGUGUUGGACUGUGUGGUGGAUGAGAUGGACUUCUCCUCCAUGGAUCUGGAUGAUGCGCUCCGGAAGUUCCAGUCCCAUAUCCGGGUUCAGGGUGAGGCCCAGAAAGUGGAGCGACUCAUCGAAGCCUUCAGCCAGCGGUACUGUGUCUGUAACCCAGCCCUCGUGCGCCAGUUCCGGAACCCAGACACCAUCUUCAUCCUUGCUUUUGCCAUCAUCCUCCUCAAUACCGACAUGUACAGUCCCAGCGUCAAAGCUGAACGAAAGAUGAAACUAGAUGACUUCAUCAAGAACCUGAGAGGGGUUGACAAUGGUGAAGACAUCCCCCGAGACCUCCUGGUGGGCAUCUACCAGCGCAUCCAGGGGCGUGAACUGCGGACCAACGAUGACCAUGUGUCCCAGGUGCAGGCUGUGGAGCGCAUGAUUGUUGGAAAGAAACCAGUCCUGUCUCUCCCUCACCGUCGACUGGUUUGCUGCUGCCAGCUCUACGAGGUGCCAGAUCCAAACCGCCCCCAGAGGCUAGGGUUGCAUCAGCGGGAGGUCUUCCUCUUCAAUGAUCUCCUUGUGGUCACCAAAAUUUUCCAGAAGAAGAAGAUCUUGGUGACGUACAGUUUCCGUCAGUCUUUCCCCCUCGUGGAAAUGCACAUGCAGCUCUUCCAGAAUUCAUAUUACCAGUUUGGGAUCAAGUUGCUGUCUGCAGUACCUGGUGGGGAGCGAAAAGUCCUCAUCAUCUUCAAUGCCCCCAGCCUCCAGGACCGGCUGCGCUUUACAUCCGACCUGCGCGAGUCCAUUGCGGAGGUGCAGGAGAUGGAGAAAUACCGUGUGGAGUCGGAGCUGGAGAAGCAGAAAGGUAUGAUGCGGCCUAACGCCUCACAGCCUGGAGGGGCCAAGGACUCAGUGAAUGGGACGAUGGCCCGCAGUAGCCUGGAGGACACUUACGGGGCAGGCGAUGGGCUCAAACGGGGCGCACUCAGCAGUUCCCUGCGAGACCUCUCUGAUGCAGGGAAGCGGGGGCGGCGUAACAGCGUGGGAUCGCUGGACAGCACCAUCGAAGGGUCUGUUAUUAGCAGUCCACGCCCUCACCAGAGGAUGCCACCUCCGCCCCCACCCCCGCCGCCAGAGGAGUACAAGAGCCAGAGGCCCGUCUCCAACUCCUCAUCCUUCCUGGGCUCCCUAUUUGGAAGCAAGCGGGGCAAGGGGCCCUUCCAGAUGCCACCACCGCCAACAGGCCAGGCCUCUGCCUCCUCUUCAUCUGCUUCUUCCACGCACCACCACCACCACCACCACCAUCAUGGCCAUAGCCACGGUGGCCUGGGGGUGCUGCCUGAUGGGCAGUCCAAGCUCCAGGCCCUGCAUGCCCAGUAUUGCCAAGGACCGGGCCCUGCCCCGCCACCCUACCUCCCACCCCAGCAGCCCUCUCUUCCCCCACCUCCCCAGCAGCCCCCACCCUUGCCCCAGCUGGGCUCCAUUCCACCGCCUCCCGCCUCAGCCCCACCUGUGGGGCCACAUCGCCACUUCCACGCCCAUGGCCCAGUCCCAGGGCCCCAACACUAUACCUUGGGCCGGCCAGGCAGGGCACCCAGACGGGGGGCUGGAGGACACCCUCAGUUUGCUCCACAUGGCCGCCACCCCCUGCACCAGCCCACAUCCCCACUGCCCCUGUACAGUCCUGCCCCCCAGCACCCUCCAGCCCACAAACAGGGCCCUAAGCACUUCAUCUUCAGCCACCACCCACAGAUGAUGCCAGCAGCAGGCGCGGCUGGGGGCCCUGGAUCCCGGCCACCAGGGGGCUCCUACUCCCACCCCCACCACCCCCAGUCACCAUUGUCACCACACUCACCCAUCCCACCCCACCCCUCCUAUCCACCCCUCCCCCCACCCUCCCCUCACACCCCGCACUCACCCCUUCCACCCACCUCCCCCCAUGGCCCGCUGCACGCCUCUGGGCCCCCUGGCACAGCCAACCCCCCCAGUGCAAACCCCAAGGCCAAGCCAAGCCGGAUCAGCACCGUGGUCUGAUGAAUGGAGAGAGUGAGCUGGGGAACAGGAAAGUCUGGGGAGCCACAGGAGAGGGACCUUGCACCCUCUUUGCUUCCUCGGUUUUUUCAAAAAUAUAUAUACACAUAGCAAUGUCCUCCUCCCCAUGUCCUCCCUGCCUUGGGACCCAUCCUCUCACCCCCAGCAGUUGCCAUGGGGUUUCCUUCCAGAUUCGAGGAUCCUUGCCACUUGAAGCCUGGACUCAGGGUGCUCCAGCGCUGGGGAGUGGUGAGGGCCUUCCAGAGAUCCUCGUACUCUUUCUCCCGUCUUCUUCUUCCCCACUUUUCCCUGGAGGUCUAGCUCUGUGGCCUCAGACCUCUGGGCCUGUGUGAGCUCUCUGUGAGCUCUGGCUGGCGGAGAAGGGCAGGUGUCCGGAGCUGUCGGGGUGAAGGCUUCCCUGGGGCUCCUCUGGCCGUGUGGGGCUAGGAGAGCGCUCUGUAGAGUUGUGGCCAAACCUCAGCUGGCUUGGCCCUCUCUCUGACCUCAGGGCCUGGCCACACACUUCCAUGUGUCUUUUUGCCUGCUGGAGGACAUGGACCAUUGAUGCACUUGGUGGGUGGGACCCUGCUUGUGUUGGCCCCACGUGGGGCAGUGCUUCCUCUCUCGAGCCAGUCUAUGCCCUUUCUCCAGUAGGCCCCAGCCCAGACCUCUUCGGCUUCAGGAACUUGCCUCGCCCUGCAACGUUCUUAUCCUGAUCAAAGUCCAGACAGGUUUUCGGGGGGGCUCAGGUCUGGGAUGAGAAGGGCACUGCCCUCCCUCACCCAUAUUGCAUGCCCCCCCCCCCCAUUCCCUUACACCUAACCCCACCUACAACUGAAGACAAUGCACUUUACAGAUAAUCACCCACACACACCUCGCUGGGGCAGGGCACCCAGCAUCAGCCCUGGGGAGAGAGGCUCCCAAAGGGCCACCAUGAGCCCAAGAUAUCCUUCCUGAGGCAGAGAUUGAAGCCAUCAGAGCUGGGGUUGGGAGCCAGAAUGCCUGAGUCCUUCUGUCCGUCAGAAUCUCCGCUGCCUCUCCAGCCCUUUUGCAGCCCUGUUUAUUUAUUAUAAAUAUAUUUUUUACAAGCCCCAGCUCCUCUUCUUGCCCCGCAUAUCCAGCUCCUCACUCAGCUCCUGCCUCCCUCUCCCCUCUCCACCAUGGGCUGCAGUAUAGACAGACAGAUGGACCCUGGCUGUACGAAGGGCCAGGGCCACUGGGGCUUGGGGGCGGGGGAGGGUGGCAGUGGGAGGGGCUGUAUGGAGAGGAGCUGGGGUUCAGGCAUUGUCUUUUUUCCUCCUUGUAUAUAAGAAUGUAUAUUUGAUGCCUCAUAAAAGACCUUGUGCUCAC
This is a messenger RNA of Pan troglodytes (chimpanzee), 6155 nucleotides long. It is a transcript of the gene IQSEC2, whose product is annotated as IQ motif and Sec7 domain ArfGEF 2. NCBI's taxonomy places the organism in Eukaryota, Metazoa, Chordata, Mammalia, Primates, Hominidae. Gene Ontology annotation, molecular function: guanyl-nucleotide exchange factor activity. The record is from RefSeq and is a predicted model, not a curated record. The coding region runs from base 246 to 4808 and encodes 1520 amino acids. Gene Ontology annotation, biological process: regulation of ARF protein signal transduction; actin cytoskeleton organization. The transcript is spliced from 16 exons.